AUGGCGAUCUGCGCUCAGUCCUACGGUAUAUUCUGUCUGUUCUCAAUCCAAACUAUCCUCAUCAUCAGUUUAUCUUCGCCGGCAACGGGGAGCCUCCGCUUUCCCCAACACUACACAAUGAUGCAUUGGGCAGGCCGCAUUGAGAAGGAGCUGGAGAAGACUAUACAGUUGGUCACUGGAACCCAGCAGAUAAGAGGGAUUUACAAUGAGAAGAAGAGUCAGUUUGACAUCAAGAGGAACAAUCCCAAGGACCUGGUGGAGAGGGUGGCACGAGACAUCGCCAAGCUGCUCACUAGCAAGAGGAGAGCCCUGGAGAGGCUGGCCAGGGAGGCGGAGCAGCUGCAGACAGAUUUUCCCUGGCUGGACAGUAUCAAGGAGAGCGACAUGGAGUACUAUGAUUCGAAAGCGGAAUCAGACUAUACGGAGGACGGAGAUGGGGAAGAGAACCUGAUGGAGAACCCCUACUCCAUGAAGCUGGAGUUUGUGGACGAUCCCAACUUUAAAAACAAGGUCAACUACUCCUACAGUGCCGUCCAGAUCCCCACAGACAUCUAUAAGGGCUCACCAGUCAUCCUGAAUGAGCUGAACUGGACCCAGGCUCUGGAGAGGGUUUUCAUUGAUAACCGCCGGGAGGACAGCUCUCUGCGCUGGCAGGUGUUCGGCAGCGCCACGGGGGUCACAAGAUAUUACCCAGCCACUCCAUGGAGAGCACCCAAUAAGAUUGACCUGUAUGACGUCCGCAGGCGGCCAUGGUAUAUCCAAGGGGCAUCAUCUCCCAAGGACAUGAUCAUCAUCGUGGACGUGAGUGGCAGUGUCAGUGGACUCACUCUGAAACUGAUGAAGACGUCGGUCAUGGAGAUGCUAGACACUCUGUCAGAUGACGACUAUGUGAAUGUAGCCAGGUUUAACGAGAAGGCUGAUGCUGUCGUCCCCUGUUUUAAGACCUUGGUCCAGGCCAACAUGAGAAACAAGAAGAUCUUCAAGGAGUCUAUCAUGCACAUGCAAGCCAAAGGAACCACUGACUACAAGUCUGGCUUCCAGUUCGCCUUCGAACAGCUACUCAAUGAUACCGGCGCCCCGAGGGCGGGCUGCAAUAAGAUGAUAAUGAUGUUUACAGAUGGAGGAGAGGAUCGUGCACAGGACAUCUUUGAGAAGUACAACUGGCCCAACAAAACAAUUCGAGUAUUUACCUUUUCAGUCGGGCAGCACAACUAUGAUGUCACCCCCUUGCAGUGGAUAGCUUGUGCCAACAAAGGAUUCUACUACGAGAUUCCAUCCAUUGGAGCCAUCAGAAUUAACACGCAGGAGUACCUGGAUGUGCUGGGUCGGCCCAUGGUGCUGGCUGGGCCCAAGGCCAAGCAGGUCCAAUGGACCAACGUCUACCAGGAUGCUCUGGGUCUGGGUCUGGUCAUAACUGGGACCAUGCCAGUCUUCAACCUCACCGCUGAUGCAAACUCUCAGACGCAGCUUGUCCUUGGUGUCAUGGGAGUGGAUGUUGCAAUCAACGAAAUUAAGAGGAAGACACCAACAUACAGGCUUGGAGCCAAUGGAUACACCUUUGCGAUCGACCAAAAUGGCUAUUUGCUCCUGCACCCCAACCUGCAACCUAAGAUCAUUAACUUCAGAGAACCUGUCACCCUGGACUUCCUGGAUGCUGAGCUAGAGGACAGUAAAAAGGAGGAGAUCCGUCGAGAAAUGAUUGAUGGCAAAUCAGGGCAAAAGAAAAUCAAGACUCUCAUUAAGUCAGUUGAUGAGAGGUACAUUGAUGAGGCCAUGCGGACAUACACCUGGACACCAGUGGAGGGCACAGAUUACAGUCUAGGGCUGGUACUGCCCACAUACAGUGAGAACCACAUCAAGGCUAACCUGAGUGACCAGAUCCUGCAGGUGCAGUAUAAUCUUCCCCUUUCUGUUGCAGAUUUUGAAUCUCUGCUGCCAAACAGUUUUGAGUCUGAAGGACAUGUAUUCAUAGCUCCCAGGGAAUACUGCAACGAGCUAGAGCUCUCCAACAACAACACUGAGUUCCUGCUCAACUUCAUCGCUCUCAUGGAGAAGGUGACACCUGACUCCAAACAAUGUGACAACCUGCUCCUUCAUAACCUCAUCCUGGACACUGGCAUCAUCAGACAGCUGGUGGAGAAGGUGUGGAAGACCAAAGACCUCAACACAUAUGGCUUUCUGGCGGUGUUUGCUGCAACAGAUGGAGGGAUUACAAGAGUGUUUCCCAACAAGGCUGCUGAGACCUGGGAAGAGGACCCUGAGCCUUUUAAUGCCAGCUAUUACCGCCGCAGUCUGGACAACAAGGGCUACAUCUUCAGAGCGCCUUAUCGCACCGUGAAUGAUGAGCUGCUGAACCCAGAGAACGACACCAUAGGAAUCCUGGUCAGCACUGCAGUGGAGAUCACAGUGGGAGGGAAAACCAUCAAACCUGUAGUGGUUGGAGUAAAGCUGGAUCUUGAGGCCUGGGUGGACAAAUUCAAGAUCCUGGCUAGCAACCAAACAAGUCCAACAAGUGACAACCGCCAAGUCCAACAAACGUGUGGACCAACCAGUGGCUGUGAGAUGGACUGUGAAGCCAACAGCGAAGACCUUCUUUGUUACCUGGUGGAUGACGGUGGUUUCCUGAUCAUGUCCAAUCAGAAGGAUUACUGGAACAAGAUUGGCAUGUUCUUCAGUGAGGUGGACCCCUACCUGAUGCAUGCUCUCUACAACAACUCCUUUUACAACCGGAAGCAGUCCUUUGACUACCAGUCUGUGUGUGACCCCGUGCCAAGCAGCAACACCGGGGCUGCACCAAGAGGAGUCUUUGUGCCCACCAUUGCAGACUUUGUGAACCUGGCCUGGUGGUCAUCAGCAGCUGCCUGGUCCCUAUUUCAGCAGCUGCUCUAUGGAAUGGCCUACCACAGUUGGUUUGUCACAGAUGAGGUAGAAGCAGAGGGGAUGGACUCCAGAGAGACCAGCUGUGUGACGAUACAGACUCAGUUCUACUUCACUAACAUCAACAGCUCCUAUGACAUCCUGCAAGACUGUGGCAACUGCUCCAGGCUGAUCCAUGCCAAGAGGUUAAACAACACCAACCUCCUGUUUGUGGUGGCAGAGAAGAUGCCCUGCAACACCUGUGAGGUGGAGAAACUGUCCCAGGCGGAGACAGAGUUCAAGGAGGAUAACCCAUCAUGUGAGGACAUGAGUGCAGCGAGGUAUCGAAAAGGGCCCGCUGUGUGCUACGACUACAAUCUUUCUGAGAACACAUCAGACUGUGGGCGGGGCCACUCCUUCCGCCCCUCACUCCAGACCCUGCUCAUGAUUCAGCUCUUCCUCCUCUAUCCAAUCGCCAGCCCCCAUAUUCUGCCCCUUUUACUUUAA
Molecule: messenger RNA, 3363 nt
Organism: Salvelinus namaycush (lake trout)
Lineage: Eukaryota; Metazoa; Chordata; Actinopteri; Salmoniformes; Salmonidae
Product: voltage-dependent calcium channel subunit alpha-2/delta-2-like
Exons: 38
Coding region: 1-3363 (1120 amino acids)
Cellular component (GO): voltage-gated calcium channel complex
Molecular function (GO): voltage-gated calcium channel activity
Source: RefSeq, a predicted model, not a curated record